This is a messenger RNA of Letharia columbiana, 684 nucleotides long. RefSeq lists its product as uncharacterized. The transcript is spliced from 2 exons. Gene Ontology annotation, biological process: ubiquitin-dependent protein catabolic process; protein deubiquitination. The coding region runs from base 1 to 684 and encodes 227 amino acids. The record is from RefSeq and is a predicted model, not a curated record. NCBI's taxonomy places the organism in Eukaryota, Fungi, Ascomycota, Lecanoromycetes, Lecanorales, Parmeliaceae. Gene Ontology annotation, cellular component: cytoplasm. Gene Ontology annotation, molecular function: cysteine-type deubiquitinase activity.
AUGUCCUCGCUCGUCCAUAAAUUGGGCCUCUCUACCGAGUUGUCAUGGCACGAUGUUUACUCUCUCGAUGACCCGUCCUUGCUAGCCUUCGUUCCCCGUCCAGCUCAUGCCCUUCUGCUGGUCUUUCCUGUAUCUUCCGCGUACGAAAAAGCUCGCCACGAAGAAGAUAAGUCUUUGCCAGAUUACAGCGGUACCGGAUCGAAGGAAGAGGUCCUUUGGUUCAAGCAGACGAUCGGAAAUGCUUGCGGCCUCAUGGGAUUGUUACAUGCAGCCUGUAACGGAAUGACCCGAGAUCUUAUUGCACCCUCGACACCUCUCUCCCACCUCAUCACCGACGCUCUGCCACUCGAUCCCACAUCUCGCUCCAAGCUUCUCGAAACAUCUGACAGCCUUGCGGCUGCUCAUGCCUCUGCAGCUGCCGAGGGUGAUACAACAGCUCCAGCUGCUGACGAGCGGAUUGAUCUGCACUACGUCGCUUUUGUAAAAUCAGCGGAGAACAAUCUUUGGGAGCUGGAUGGAAGGCGCAAGGGUCCACUGAACAGAGGAACGCUUAAGGACGGAGAGGAUGUGCUCGGAGCGAAAGCCUUGGAACUAGGACCGAAGAGGUUUUUAAGGCGUGAAGAGGAGGCUGGUGGCGGAGAGCUGCGAUUUUCUUUGUUGGCUCUGGGCCCAAGUCUUGAGUAA